UGUGAACUGUCUACAUGAAUGAUCUCACUUAAUUAGAGACCUAGACCCAGAGGACUCAUAGUUAUUCCAAGUAUGAACUUGCUGGACUUCCACUUGACUGUUGCUUUGUUUCAGUAGGUGGAGCCACUCUCCCUCAUUAGAAUAAAGUAAACAGAUUUAACUCAAUUAUAAAUGGAAAAAAAUAUGUGCUCUCCGUCACUGAGAGUUGCACAGAGUGACGACUGCCUCGAAACCCUGGGUGCAGCGGUGAGCAGUGCUGGAGCAUGAGUUCCAAGGCAAAAUACAUAGGGAUCAUCGGAGCUCCUUUCUCAAAGGGCCAGCCACGAGGAGGGGUGGAAGAAGGCCCUACAGUAUUGAGGAAGGCUGGUCUGCUUGAGAAACUUAAAGAACUAGAGUGUGAUGUGAAAGAUUAUGGGGCCCUGACCUUUGCUGAUGUCCCUAAUGACAGUCCCUUUCAAAUCGUGAAGAAUCCAAGGUCUGUGGGAAAAGCAAGUGAACAGCUGGCUGAUGUGGUGGCAGAAAUCAAGAGGAACGGAAGGACCAGUCUUGUACUGGGCGGAGACCACAGUUUGGCAGUUGGCAGCAUCUCUGGCCAUGCCAGGGUCCACCCGGAUCUCUGUGUCAUUUGGGUGGAUGCUCACACCGACAUCAACACUCCACUGACAACCACAACUGGGAACUUACAUGGACAACCUGUAUCUUUCCUCCUGAAGGAACUAAAGGGAAAGAUUCCCGAUGUCCCAGGAUUCUCCUGGGUGACUCCCUGCCUAUCUGCCAAAGAUAUUGUGUAUAUUGGCCUGAGAGACGUGGACCCUGGGGAACACUACAUUUUGAAAAUUCUGGGAAUUAAAUACUUUUCAAUGACUGAAGUGGAUAAACUGGGAAUUGGCAAGGUGAUGGAAGAAGCAUUCAGCUAUCUACUAGGAAGAAAGAAAAGGCCAAUUCAUUUGAGCUUUGAUGUUGAUGGACUGGACCCGUCUUUCACACCAGCUACUGGCACACCAGUCCAGGGAGGUCUGUCUUACAGAGAAGGUCUCUACAUCACAGAAGAAAUUUACAAAACAGGGCUACUGUCAGGAUUAGAUAUAAUGGAAGUGAAUCCAUCUCUGGGGAAGACACCAGAAGAAGUAACUCGGACAGUGAACACAGCAGUAGCAAUAACCUUGGCUUGCUUUGGAGCUGCUCGGGAGGGUAACCAUAAGCCUACUGAUUACCUUAACCCGCCUAAGUAAACAUGGAAACGCCAUAUAAAAAUCUCACAGUUGAUGACAUAAUUAGCAAAUCGACUAAACUUCUAGUUAUCCUCCCAAAGGUUUGGUCUUUCAGAAAAAUGUUUUGCCUUGGUAAAAGUUAGUACAAUUAGUACAAACUGUAUCAAUUCCCUCUUGGUAUGAAAUUCAAGAUAUGGAAAUGCUAACUUUUGUGAAAUUAAAAAGCUUAUAUUCCCAUUUUGGCAAAAGCCUUAUCGUUAGAGAAAUACACAUUCAUUUCCAAAUAAAAAUAUGCUGGCAUUAAAAAUAAACACCUAUAUCAGCCCCCGUA
Molecule: messenger RNA, 1542 nt
Organism: Orcinus orca (killer whale)
Lineage: Eukaryota; Metazoa; Chordata; Mammalia; Artiodactyla; Delphinidae
Gene: ARG1
Product: arginase 1
Exons: 8
Coding region: 264-1232 (322 amino acids)
Cellular component (GO): nucleus; cytosol; cytoplasm
Molecular function (GO): arginase activity; manganese ion binding
Source: RefSeq, a predicted model, not a curated record